This is a messenger RNA of Haemonchus placei, 1062 nucleotides long. NCBI's taxonomy places the organism in Eukaryota, Metazoa, Nematoda, Chromadorea, Rhabditida, Trichostrongylidae. The record is from the annotation of a GenBank genome assembly.
AUGGGAAGUUUUCUUCUUGAGCACCUAGUGCUCACACUUUGUCUCUAUCUAUGCCGAACAUUAGGAGCAGAUACAGAUGACGCUCAAGAAAUCCCACUGCAUGCACAGAUGUUGACUGGUGCACCACUGGUCGAAUACCUUCAAAAGAACCAGGAGCUUUUUGAAGUGAGAACAACGCCAACACCUGGUUUCAAAUAUAAAUUAAUGGAUGUGGCUUUUGCAAAUGCAAAUCAGAAUUUGAAUCCUGUUGUCAAUGAUGACAAUGACACCGGCGCUGACCUUCCGGAAAACUACGAUCCCCGAAUUGUUUGGAGAAACUGUUCAUCUUUCCACACUAUCCGAGACCAAGCAAACUGCGGCUCAUGCUGGGCAGUCUCCACUGCAGCUGCGAUUUCGGAUCGGAUUUGCGUAGCCACCAAAGGGAAGAAGCAGGUGUAUAUCUCUGCUACUGAUAUUUUGACAUGCUGUGGAGCACCUUGCGGUAUGGGGUGUCAAGGAGGGUGGCCCAUAAGGGCCUGGGAAUUCUUCGAAUACGACGGAGUUGUUUCUGGAGGACCUUACCUUGGCAAGGGAUGCUGCAGCCCUUAUCCACUUCACCCUUGUGGACAACAUGGUAACGACACCUUUUAUGGAAACUGCCGUGGAAUGGCGCCCACUCCGCCAUGCAAAAAGAGAUGCCAACCUGGCUUCAGGGGAAUGUACAGAAUUGACAAGCGAUAUGGCGAGCCUGGCAGGGCUUACAGAUUGCCGAAAUCUGAGGUAAAAAUUCGAAGAGAAAUCAAGGAAAGAGGGUCGGUGACUGCCACGUUCGCCGUUUAUGAAGACUUCUCGCACUAUAAAUCAGGAAUUUAUAAGCACACCGCUGGUUACAUCACAGGCUUUCAUGCAGUGAAGAUGAUAGGAUGGGGAAAGGACAUCAAUGGCACAGACUACUGGCUCAUCGCCAAUUCUUGGCAUGAUGACUGGGGUGAGAAUGGAUUCUUCCGUAUGAUUCGAGGCAUCAACGACUGUGGAAUAGAAGAGACUGUAGCUGCCGGGAUUGUUGACGUUGAGAGUCUCUAA